Messenger RNA from Diaporthe amygdali, 1179 nucleotides. RefSeq lists its product as uncharacterized. Gene Ontology annotation, biological process: fatty acid metabolic process. The coding region runs from base 1 to 1179 and encodes 392 amino acids. The record is from RefSeq and is a predicted model, not a curated record. NCBI's taxonomy places the organism in Eukaryota, Fungi, Ascomycota, Sordariomycetes, Diaporthales, Diaporthaceae. The transcript is spliced from 5 exons. Gene Ontology annotation, cellular component: membrane. Gene Ontology annotation, molecular function: glycerophospholipase activity.
AUGACCAGCACACAGCCCCAAUUUGACUCACAGUCCAGACUGAUGGUCAGCGAUCAGGGGAACGAGAGGCAAGCAUGGGCUCCACUUGUUUUGUCCCUGGUCCAGGAAAUUGAUGAGAAGAAGCCAAAAGAAGACAGGCUGGAGACGCAGCCGGGUCUGCCUCUCCCAUGCAACUACUUUGAUUUCAUCAUUGGUACAAGUACCGAGUUGUUCAAGAAUCGGCGAAGGCUGUUGUACGAGCCUUUUGUGGCUGUCACAAAAGGUCGCAUUGUCGUGGUCACGAAGCGUUGCGGCAAUACGACUUCGAGGAAGAGUUCGAGCAAGGCCCUCUGGAAAGAAGAAACAAAACAUGCAAAGUUUCGAGAGCAGGGUAUCACAGACUUUCAAGGAAGCCGUGAAGAUACGAACAUCUUGUUUCGAUCGUACAAUCACCGUCCUAGACUCACAGACAACAACCGAGAUCUUAAUCCGAAGAGUCUACAUCACUCAAAACUAGCAAUUCACGAGGCUUGCUCAGCAACCACGGCGGCUCCGACGUACUUUCAUAGCGUCCGUCUCAGAGGAAGAAAAUACAUCGAUGGCGGUGUCUGGGCAAAUAAUCCCGCUAUGAUUGCGUGGAAUGAGGCUGUAUCCAUGGGGCGGUCACCGCAUAGCAACAAUGAAAUAUCAGUGAUGCCAAAGAUGCUGCUCAGUAUAGGAACGGGCGCGCGGACCGAGGCAUCAAGGUUGGGCCUCUCAAUUGUGGGCUACGGGUUCCGCAGCAUCACAAGUACUACAAAAGAUGAGGGGCUUGCACAGGACGCAGUAACAAAUAGUCCAGGAUCUCACUAUUUCCGUUUCGACAGCGCUCGGGAUAGGGACAAACAACUUCAACAACGCGUCGCAGCCAGCAAGACAGGCAGCAAGACAGCCUUUGACCCACAGACUUUCACCUACAAGACAUUCGACAGAAUACGGGAUCGGACAAUCCACUAUUUACAUUGCUUGGAAACCGACCCUGUUUGUGGACAGACAAGCACAGAGAGAUGUGCGCUUUUACUCUGGCAGACUGCCUGGGAAAGGAAGAACAUCACUGAGACCAGAUGGCUGGAGUUUAGGAAGCAUCCAGACCCAAGCUUUCGAAGUGCAGACACUCCAGCAACUUCCAGUACCGCCUCCCCGCAGACAGCCCAGCAGUGA